This is a messenger RNA of Hypomesus transpacificus, 2080 nucleotides long. It is a transcript of the gene sar1ab, whose product is annotated as secretion associated, Ras related GTPase 1Ab. The record is from RefSeq and is a predicted model, not a curated record. The transcript has 7 exons. NCBI's taxonomy places the organism in Eukaryota, Metazoa, Chordata, Actinopteri, Osmeriformes, Osmeridae. Bases 115 to 711 code for a protein of 198 amino acids. Gene Ontology annotation, biological process: endoplasmic reticulum to Golgi vesicle-mediated transport; vesicle organization; membrane organization. Gene Ontology annotation, molecular function: GTP binding; GTPase activity. Gene Ontology annotation, cellular component: endoplasmic reticulum exit site; COPII vesicle coat.
ACGCAGUUCCGGUGAACUGUCAAAUUUGGACCUGUCAUUGACGGUGGUAUCUAGGACUUAAAAGUAACGUUGGAGGAGUGGAUUAACUGGCAAAUAAAGGUAAAGGAAACAGACAUGUCUUUUAUAUUUGAUUGGAUCUACAGGGGCUUCAGUGGUGUUCUACAAUUAUUAGGUUUAUAUAAGAAGACUGGAAAGUUAGUGUUCCUUGGAUUAGAUAAUGCUGGGAAAACAACACUAUUACAUAUGCUCAGAGAUGACAGACUGGGACAACAUGUGCCAACACUACAUCCGACAUCGGAGGAGUUGACUAUUGCAGGAAUGACCUUUACAACAUUUGAUCUUGGUGGGCACACUCAAGCGAGGAGAAUUUGGAAGAAUUAUCUCCCAGCCAUAAAUGGCAUUGUUUACAUGGUGGAUUGUGCUGAUCAUGAACGACUAGGAGAAGCCAAAGUUGAACUCGAUGCCCUGUUAACAGAUGAGACCAUCUCCAAUGUGCCGGUCCUCAUUCUGGGGAACAAGAUCGACCGUCCAGAAGCCAUCAGUGAGGAGGCACUCGUGGGAAUGUUUGGUCUUUAUGGUCACACAACCGGAAAGGGCAAAGUGUCUCUGAAGGAGUUGAAUUUGAGGCCAAUGGAGGUUUACAUGUGCAGUGUCCUGAAGAGACAGGGCUAUGGGGAUGGUUUCCGCUGGCUCUCGCAGUACAUUGACUGACUGACCUUUUUUUAAUUUAUCUUGUUUAUCAAGGAUUUUGUAUAUACACAAGAUUACAAGUUGCACAAAUCUACCUGCUGGAUGUCUGUUACCAGUGUGCUAUAUUUAUUUUGAGUUUGAGUGCCCCAAAAUAAUUUGUCUUGAGAUUCUUUAUACUCAUUUGCUUGAUAUCAUGGGUCACUUAAAGUGAUUUACAUUGAUAACUGAACAACUGUUACAAGCCAUAAUUGUGUGAAGUGAAAUGAAAUUCUAGAAGCGGUGUGUGACGGUAUGUUCCAUGCCAAAGCCAGGUAAAGUUCCCCAGUGAUUUCCUUGAUUUUAGACUCAGUGCACCUUGUACCAGGUUGUGUACAAGGUUGUGUACCUUUUUGCACUAACUACAAUCCCUUAGAUGUUGCCAAGUUGGGGAAUCCCCCCCCCCAUUUGAACUGAGCAGUAAGUAACCCCCUUCACGCUCACAGAUUAGAACAUGGCAUCCUUCUCAACCGGUUUCUAACCACGGUGUAUUUUUAGUCCAAGGUAUUGAAUUACAGAGAAGGGGAUUAGUUUAAGAGUUUCAGGUUUGUUUCUUUUUAGCAGCGCACAUCUUCAGCUCAUGAAAAGCUAAACAGACAUUUAGACAUUCUCCUAUCUCAAAAUGUGUCCUGGAUCAUAUUACAUGAUCAUACAGAAAACGGGUGGGGAACGGUCUGAUCACGGCUGUACUUUGGCAUAUUGACUAUGAAGUUCAAUAGCUGGAUUACAUUUUCAGAAUCCUGCUUUAUUUGAUACUUUGUAAGUGUGCCAUAUGAGGAUUAAAGACCACAGAAGUAUUAUUAAACAUUGAACAAUAAACAAGUUUUCUCCAUACCAGUAUUAAUAUUUUGACUGUUAACGUUUUUUGCUUAAUCCCUAUUUUAAUACCAACAGCCAAAUUAAUUAAUGUGACCACAAGUGCAUUAUUUCUCCUAUUUUGAAGUGAAUUCGUUUUAUUUAUGUUUACUAAAAUUACUUUUGUACAGUAUCAGGAUUUCAUAACAGUGGCAGAAGUCAUGACAAGCCAUGUAAGUGAUUCCAUAUUAUCUACAAUGCUCAACCUACCUAUGUAUUUUUGUAUGGUUAAUUUACUGUUAACAUUUGAACUUGGUGACUAUCUACUGUUCACACAAUGCAGAUAUGAUAUGAGAGUGCUUAUGUUUUACUGAGGAGUGAGGUACGUGACGCUACCUGUGGGUGCAAUAAUAAAUUCUGUAAAUAAUCACUGAGCAUGCAUUUCAGUUUUUCUGAAAUGAUGUCACUGCCAGCACACAAAGGGCAGCAGAAUGGGUUGUUGAUGUAUUAUAUGGUAUUUGGUUUUGAUCGAAAUCUGAAUAAAUAUGUUGGACAAUUA